AAUUUCGGAAAGUGUGUUUUUAGUUGAUGCUGGACGCUCUUGCUCACAAAAUCUCGUGAAAACUUUGUAAAAUCUGUGAAUUUUGACCCCUGCUUAGCCAUGGCGGAUGCGGCGGCUCGUCAGCUUCAGUACGAGUACAAAGCGAACUCCAAUCUUGUGUUGCAAGCCGAUGUGCGACUCAUUGAGAGGCCCCGAAGAGAUGAAGCAACAGGCGAAGUGGUGUCGCUGGUGGGGAAGCUGGAGGGAACCCGCAUGGGAGACAGAUACCAGCGGACGAAGCCGGAGAAGACGGAGGAGCGCAAGGCGAAGCGUCAGAAGAGAGAUGAGGCGCAAUAUGAUUUCGAUCGCAUGAAGGGAGCCACUCUGCUCUCAGAGGGCAUCGAUGAGAUGGUGGGAAUUGUCUACCGGCCCAAAACUCAGGACACUCGACAGACGUAUGAGGUUCUCUUGAGCUUCAUUCAGGAAUCUCUGGGUGAUCAGCCAAGAGACAUUCUCUGUGGCGCCGCAGAUGAGAUUCUGGCGGUGCUGAAGAAUGAGAAACUGAAGGAUCGGGAGAAGAGAAAGGAUAUUGACUCCCUCUUGGGCAAUGUCACUGAAGAGCGAUUUGCUCUGUUGGUGAAUUUGGGAAAGAAAAUAACAGAUUUCGGCUCAGAGGCGACAAGCACUAUAAAAGUGGCAGGAGAAGAGCAGAUCGAUGAGACUUAUGGGAUAAACGUACAGUUUGAGGAGUCUGAGGAAGAGAGCGAUGAAGACAUUUACGGUGAGAUCCGUGAAGAAGACGCUCCUGAAGAGGGUGAAGAGGCGAGAAUUGAUAACACACUUCAUGCUGAGAAUUUGGGUGGAUCUGAAGAGUCCAAGAAGGAAAAAUCUCUCCAUCCUCUGGACAUUGAUGCUUACUGGCUUCAGAGAUGUCUCAGUAAGUUUUACAACGAUGCAAUGGUAUCUCAGGCGAAAGCGUCAGAAGUCCUGAAGAUCCUCAAGGACUCCAAUGAUGAUCGAGACUGCGAGAAUCAACUGGUUUUGCUUCUUGGAUUCGACUGCUUUGACUUCAUCAAGAAGCUGAAGAAGAAUCGAGAGAUGAUUCUCUACUGCACAAUGCUAGCGUCGAGUCAGAGUGAGUCGGAGAGGCAGAAAAUUCGUGAUCAGAUGCGUGCAGAUCCCACCUUGGCUAAGAUCCUCCGACAGUUGGACACUGGGAAAAACAUCGACGAGGAUGAAGAUGGUCACCCAACGCGGGCACUGAAGAAGUACAAGGAGGAGUUGAUUAAGGGUGAAGAGGAUAGUGAUGAGCAUCUGGGAAAGAACAGGAAGAUUCUAGAACUAGAGGAUCUAAUUUUCGCAGCUGGAUCGCAUUUUAUGGCCAAUAAGAGGUGUCAAUUGCCUGAUGGAUCUUUCCGGAAGCAGAGGAAGGGAUAUGAAGAAGUGCACGUGCCCGCGCUGAAGCCCAAAGCUUUUGAGGAAGACGAAGAGCUGGUGACAAUAGAGAAGUUGCCAAAGUAUGUCCAACCAGUCUUUGAGGGCUUUAAGACGCUGAAUCGCAUUCAGAGUCGCCUGUGGAAGUCUGCUUUGGAGACAGAUGAAAAUAUGCUCCUGUGCGCCCCAACUGGAGCUGGUAAGACAAAUGUGGCGCUGCUGACGAUGAUGCGAGAGAUCGGAAAGCACAUCAAUGACGAUGGAUCGAUCAAUACGGACGAAUUUAAGAUCAUCUAUGUGGCUCCCAUGAGAUCCUUGGUGCAGGAAAUGGUGGGAAACUUCGGAAAGAGGCUGGGAUGUUACAAUCUCACGGUGUCUGAGCUGACAGGUGAUCAUCAGCUGACCAGGGAACAGAUUGCUGCAACGCAGAUUAUCGUGUGCACACCCGAAAAGUGGGAUAUCAUCACGCGAAAGGGCGGAGAGAAGACGUUUACGUCUCUCGUGAGACUGGUGAUUAUCGAUGAGAUACACUUGUUGCACGAUGAGCGAGGUCCUGUGUUGGAAGCACUUGUGGCGCGUACGAUUCGGAACAUUGAGACCACACAAGAGGACAUCCGUCUCAUUGGAUUGUCCGCCACUCUGCCCAACUAUCAAGACGUGGCCACAUUCUUGCGCGUUCGUCCUGAGAAGGGGCUCUUCUACUUCGACAACAGUUUCAGACCUGUGGCUUUGGAGCAGCAGUACAUUGGAGUGACAGAGAAGAAGGCACUCAAGAGGUUCCAGGUCAUGAAUGACAUCGUCUAUGAGAAAACUAUAGAGCAUGCUGGACGAAAUCAAGUUCUGAUUUUCGUGCACUCUCGCAAAGAAACAGGCAAAACUGCGAGAGCCAUCAGAGACAUGUGUCUGGAAAAGGAUACUCUGGGGAGUUUCUUGCGCGAGGGAUCAGCGAGUAUGGAAGUGUUGCGAUCGGAAGCGGAGCAGGUGAAAAAUUCGGAGCUGAAGGAGUUGCUUCCGUAUGGAUUUGCUAUUCAUCACGCUGGAAUGACACGAGUGGACAGGACGCUGGUGGAGGAUUUGUUUGCUGAUCGACACAUUCAAGUGCUCGUUUCCACUGCCACUCUGGCAUGGGGUGUCAAUCUUCCAGCCCACACAGUCAUCAUCAAGGGAACACAAGUGUAUAAUCCGGAGAAAGGUCGUUGGACUGAGCUUGGCGCUUUGGACGUCCUUCAGAUGCUGGGUCGAGCUGGUCGACCUCAGUAUGAUAUUAAAGGUGAGGGCAUAUUGAUCACAAACCACAGCGAGCUUCAGUACUACUUGUCGCUGUUGAACCAGCAAUUGCCCAUUGAGUCGCAGUUCGUGUCUAAAAUGCCUGAUAUGCUAAAUGCAGAGAUUGUUCUGGGAACUGUGCAGAACGUUAAGGAUGCCGUCAAUUGGCUUGGGUACACAUAUCUGUAUAUUCGAAUGCUGCGCCAGCCGACUUUGUAUGGCAUAUCGCAUGAUCAGAUGAAGGAGGAUUCACUGCUGGAGACUCACAGGGCAGAUCUAGUGCACACGGCUGCUCUUCAUCUGGAUCGCAGCGAGCUGAUCAAGUAUGAUAGGAAGACAGGCAAUUUCCAAGUGACCGAAUUGGGUAGAAUCGCGUCACACUAUUACUGCACUCACGACACCAUCAUGACAUACAAUCAGCUGCUUAAACCUACGCUCAGCGAAAUCGAGUUGUUUAGAGCAUUCUCACUGUCUGGAGAGUUCAAAAAUAUCACAGUGAGAGAGGAAGAGAAACUGGAGCUGCAGAAGCUCAUGGAACGUGUGCCGAUUCCCAUCAAGGAGAGCAUUGAAGAGCCAAGUGCUAAAGUGAACGUGUUGCUCCAAGCGUACAUUUCGCAGCUGAAACUCGAAGGAUUCGCCCUGAUGUCUGACAUGGUCUAUGUCACUCAGUCAGCCGCGAGGCUCCUCAGAGCAAUUUACGAGAUGGUUUUAUAUCGAGGGUGGGCUCAAUUGGCAGAGAAGUCCUUGACUCUUUGCAAAAUGAUUGAUCGUCGGAUGUGGCAAUCUAUGUCACCUUUGCGCCAAUUCCGCAAGAUGCCAGAAGAAAUUGUGAAAAAGAUCGAGAAGAAGAACUUCCCGUGGGAGCGCUUGUACGAUUUGGAGCCCAACGAGAUUGGAGAACUCGUGAGAGUGCCGAAAUUGGGCAAGACAAUUCACAAGUUCGUUCACCAAUUCCCAAAAUUGGAUCUUUCAACCCACAUUCAACCAAUCAACACAUCGACUCUGCGUGUUGAACUCAGCAUAACUCCAGAUUUCCAGUGGGAUGAGAAAGUGCAUGGACAGUCUGAGGCAUUCUGGAUUCUGGUGGAGGAUGUGGACUCUGAAGUGAUCCUUCACCAUGAAUUCUUUCUCCUGAAGGCAAAAUACUGUCAGGAUGAACAUCUUAUAAAGUUCUUCGUGCCAGUUUUCGAACCUCUUCCUCCACAAUAUUUCCUGAGAAUUGUGUCUGAUCGCUGGCUUGGCGCGGAGACGCAGCUCCCCGUCUCGUUCAGGCAUCUUAUCUUGCCGGAGAAGAAUCUCCCGCCAACAGAACUGCUGGAUCUGCAACCGCUGCCCAUCACGGCUCUUCGAAAUCCCAGAUACGAGGCUUUCUACAAUGAUCGCUUUCCGCAAUUCAAUCCCAUUCAGACGCAAGUUUUCAACGCAGUCUACAACAGUGAUGAUAACAUCUACAUUGGAGCUCCAACUGGAUCUGGAAAGACGACAAUUUCUGAAUUUGCCAUCUUCAGGCUCUUCUCUCAGAAUCCGGAUGGAAGAUGCGUGUACUUGGUGUCCAGAGAGGCUCAGGCAGAUUUAAUGUUCAACGAGUGGCACUCGAGAUUCGGACAAAUCCUUGGUCAUAAGGUUGUCAAGAUGACUGGUGAGACCGGAACGGACCUGAAGCUCCUCGCUAAGGGACAAAUCAUCAUCACAACGGCUGACAAAUGGGAUGUCCUGUCCCGCAGAUGGAAGCAAAGGAAGAAUGUCCAGAACAUUCAGCUAUUCAUUGUGGAUGAACUGCAGUUGAUCGGUGGAGAAGAUGGACCCGUGUUGGAGGUUGUUUGUUCAAGGAUGCGCUAUAUUUCGUCGCAAAUUGAGAAACAGAUCAGAAUUGUGGCUUUGUCGUCAUCAUUGGCCAAUGCCAGGGACAUUGCUCAGUGGUUGGGAUGCAACACAAGUGUGACAUUCAAUUUCCACCCGAGUGUUCGUCCAAUUCCACUUGAGCUCCACGUCCAGGGCUUCAAUAUAACACACCAUGCUUCGAGAAUAGCUGCCAUGUCGAAGCCAGUGUACAAUGCCAUCAUCAAGUACAGCCCGCAUAAACCGGUGAUUGUGUUUGUGUCGUCCAGGAAACAAGCACGAUUGACAUCCAUUGACAUCCUGACUUACUGUGCAGCUGAAUCACAACCGAAUAGAUUUUUCCACGCUGAGGAGGAGGACAUCAAACCAUUCCUGGAUCGUAUGUCUGACAAGACACUGAAGGAGACUCUCUCCCAAGGAGUUGCUUACAUCCAUGAGGGACUCACGCAAUCUGAUCAUCGCCUUGUGGAGCAGCUAUUCGACUCUGGAGCUGUCCAGAUUGCCGUGGUGACGCGAGAGUUGGCCUGGGGACUCAAUAUUUGCGCCCACUUGGCCAUCAUAAUGGACACGCAGUACUACAACGGGAAGAAUCAUUCCUACGAAGACUAUCCAGUCACUGAUGUUAUGCAGAUGAUAGGACGAGCCAAUCGUCCGCUGGAAGACAAGGAUGCGAAAUGCGUUCUGAUGUGUCAGAGCUCCAAGAAGGAGUUCUUCAAGAAAUUCUUAAAUGAAAGCCUUCCUGUGGAGAGCCAUCUUGACCAUCGUCUUCACGAUCACUUCAAUGCUGAGAUCGUGACAAAGACUAUCGAGAAUAAGCAAGAUGCCGUUGACUACUUGACUUGGACCUUCCUUUAUCGCCGACUGACGCAGAAUCCGAACUACUACAAUUUACAAGGAGUUACUCAUCGUCAUUUAUCUGAUCAUUUGUCUGAGCUCGUGGAGAACACCCUGUCGGAUUUGGAGCAGUCAAAGUGCAUCAGCAUUGAAGAUGACAUGGAUACAUUGCCACUGAAUUUGGGAAUGAUUUCAGCUUACUACUACAUCAACUAUACAACAAUUGAACUGUUCAGUUUGUCACUGAAUAGUAAGACAAAAAUUCGUGGCCUCUUGGAGAUCAUUUCAUCAGCUGCAGAAUAUGAAGAUAUUGUUGUGCGACACCAUGAGGAGAAUAUUUUGAGGAGUUUGGCUCAGCGCCUGCCAAAUAAACUCGUUGGGCCAAAUGGCGCUAGCCCAAAAUACAAUGAUCCGCACAUAAAGACAAAUCUUCUGCUGCAAGCUCACCUGUGCAGAUUCCAGCUGGGACCAGAGCUGCAGGGCGACACGGAGAUGAUUCUCGGCAAGUCUAUUCGACUGAUUCAGGCCUGCGUGGACGUGCUGAGCUCGAACGGAUGGCUCUCACCCGCCGUGGCUGCUAUGGAAUUGGCUCAGAUGGUGACUCAGGGCAUGUGGAGCAAAGACUCGUACUUGAAACAAUUGCCGCACUUCACCAAUGACAUCAUAAAGAGAUGCACAGAUAAGAACAUUGAGACAGUGUUUGACAUCAUGGAGUUGGAGGAUGAUGAUCGAACCCGACUGCUACAACUCACUGACGCACAAAUGGCUGAUGUGGCGAGAUUCUGCAAUCGCUAUCCAAAUAUUGAGCUGAACUUUGAGGUCCUCAACAAGGAGCGCAUUAAUUCUGGGUCGACGGUCAAUGUGGUGGUGCAGUUGGAGCGUGAAGAUGAAGUGACGGGGCCGGUUAUUGCUCCCUUCUUCCCACAGAAACGCGAGGAAGGAUGGUGGGUCGUAAUCGGCGAUCCUCGCUCCAACUCUCUGCUGUCGAUCAAGCGUCUCACACUGCAGCAGAAGGCUAAAGUGAAACUGGACUUUGUGGCCCCGAGUCCCGGUCAGCACGAGUACACGCUCUACUUCAUGAGCGACUCCUAUCUGGGAUGCGAUCAAGAGUACAAGUUCUCGAUUAACGUGGGAGACUUUCAGUCAGACAGCGGAUCGGAUUCUGAUUAAAGGUGGGCACUUGCAGAGGGAGAUUAGAUGCGACGAUGAUUGCGAGACACGCAAUCCUUGAGUGUGUCUGGGCGCAGAAAUGAAAAGGAGGUAUUGCAGUGAAAAAUAAACACUUUUGAUCUUA
Molecule: messenger RNA, 6646 nt
Organism: Phlebotomus argentipes
Lineage: Eukaryota; Metazoa; Arthropoda; Insecta; Diptera; Psychodidae
Gene: l(3)72Ab
Product: U5 small nuclear ribonucleoprotein 200 kDa helicase
Exons: 5
Coding region: 100-6522 (2140 amino acids)
Cellular component (GO): nucleus
Molecular function (GO): nucleic acid binding; ATP hydrolysis activity; ATP binding
Source: RefSeq, a predicted model, not a curated record